AUGGGCUCAUCAAUGCUCUCCGAUCUGGAAUGGGCUCGCGUACGACAGCAGAUAGAGUACACGCUAGCCGAGCUCAAACUGGAGGCACGUGACCGUGGGUGGGCUGCGCCAGUGGCGGAGGAAACCCCACUCGCGGAUUCAGGCGCGACAGCGCGGUCGGCGUCGGAGGGCGUUGCCCCUCGGUGCUCGGCGGCAGGAGAGCAAGUCGAGGAUCUCGGGGGAGCUUCGGAGGCCAGCAGUGAGGCUUCUCUCAGGGUGGCGUUGACUGUGACGAGGAAACCGAAGUCGGAGCUAAGGCCGGACGACGAGGAGCCGAGGGCGGGAAAGGAACUCGGCAGACCUCGUAGCUGCUGGAUGGUCUUCUCGUUGACUCAAAAGGAGAUGACGACCGCUGGCGGCGCGACAAGGAAGGGGAAGACGAAGGAGGAGGUUGGCGGCGGCAUGUUUCUUCUCCACUCAACCCUAGGGUGCUCCACAAAGCAGCCAACUCCAAUUGGGAUGUCUGUUGCUCGUACUAAUGGGCCCAAUCAAGUGGGUCACUUUUUGGAAGAAGGCAGGCAAAGAAGUGGGUUGGAUUCUCUUUGCUCCUAG
Molecule: messenger RNA, 591 nt
Organism: Linum trigynum
Lineage: Eukaryota; Viridiplantae; Streptophyta; Magnoliopsida; Malpighiales; Linaceae
Source: the annotation of a GenBank genome assembly